GACUUGGGUCUGCAGUUAACCAUCUCCUCCACUUGGUGUCCUAAACUGUUUGCGGAAGUGAAACCUCCACGAGUGUGCACGCCGAGUGGCGCUCAACGACUGUCGGUACCGAGUCCGACUCACGCCGGGGAAGCAGAGCAACAUGUUGUGGCUCUGCAGCGGGAGCUUAUUGCGGCGAUCCACGGAGCGUUUGCUGUGGCGCUGGAGAUCGCAGUUCGAGAUGUGAUGGGGCUCGUCGGCAAGGCAACGUGCGGCAUCUACGAGGAUCUACGACGAGAGAACGAGUCUUUAAAACGAAGUCUACGGCAAAUUGGGACGGUACCGAAUCCUACCGAGGAGCAAAUCCUAAACCCCGAUGCUCCGAAGCUCCCACAAGCAGCCGACUUCGUAGAUAAGGCUUCACAGCGCGACGAAAUCCCCCCAUCUCUUAAACAUGGCAGUGAGCACAACUGCACGGUUGGAAGUGAAUGUCCUAUUCUUAAAAAGAUAAGCUGCAGCCCACCCACAACACAAAUAAGGACGUGUGCUCUAGAAAAUGGAUGGACGGAAGAACAGUCUCGCGUACCUGUAUGUGUGGUGAAGAUUGAAAGCAUUGACCAACCCUGUCAGGACCACCGACACCAGCAAACACCCACUCCUCCUUGUUUUGAUGACAAGCUCACAGUAACGCAGAUGAUCUUAAAGGAGGAGGACCGAGAAGUUGAGUCAAAUGCGCCUGCCUGUUCAUGGGAUUCGAUGAAAGUGGAAGAUUUAAGCCCAGAGUGCAUGUCUGCCAUCCAGUCAACACUGCUGGACGAGUGGAAUCCACGAGUGGAGGAUAUUCACGAUCAAGAUGAAGAAGAUUACCUACCAAACCGGGAGGCCUCUCAACAUGAUUGUGGCAUCAGUGCCAAUAGCCAGGAGGACAACACCAGUAGCUGCACUUGCAAAUCAUGCAAUCAGUCUUUCCAGCUACCCAGUGAGCUGCAACUCCACUCUGCCCAUUGCCAACAGACGCUCCAGCAGGUAUCGGCAGGCAGGAAAAGGACUAAACUGCAUCUUUACCCACCUGGAUGCAGCCCUUUCCACUGCCCAGUGUGCAAGCGCGAGUUCAACCGCAAGGAGGACCUCAAGACCCACCUUCGCAUCCACACAGGGGAGAGGCCUUACACCUGUUCGGUCUGCUCGAAGUGUUUCCGUCACUCCGGGGCACUCACCAGGCACUUCCGUAUCCACUCUGGUGAGAAACCGUAUAUCUGUGGACAGUGUGGGAAGUCCUUCAGAAAUGGUGGGGGGCUCAAAGUUCACCAGCGCUCGCACAACAGCUAAACGCAUCAGGGUAGGAAAAAAAUCACACGGGGCGAGUAGGGAGGUUGCUCCAGCAUGGCGAUAUUCUUCUCUACCAGGAACAGUCGGAUGCUCAGGGCAUUGUGAGCAGGCACGUUGUCAUGGGGAAGCAGCGAAGUGCCACAGCUGUUGCCUCUUCUCAAGCAGAGAACGAAGCAAAAGCUGUAUAGGAUCUCGUUGUGGACGUGUUGGUUAAACGUCUGGGACACAUCGAAGGGGAAAACUCAUAGUUUAUAGUCUGGGUUCGAAAUAUAUCUUUUGUGACACCGGUCUUGGAACUUUUCUGACACCUUGUAUAGCUGCAGUACAGCAGUCUUAAACAUUACUGGCUUUGACAAAACACAGCUCUUGUGACUGUUACACAACUCUUUGCUUUUGAGGCUGCAAAUACUCCUGUCUGUCUCAAAGAACACUGCGUCUUAUAUAACCUCACAAGGAGUGUCCUGAUCAGAGUUACACUCAAAAAGUAAUUUGGAUGUCAUAGUCUGCGGAGGCACAAACAAAUGAUUGGCAAUGUGGUAUGGUGUGAUCACUACAUUAAAUGUUUAUCGUAUUUGGUGACUCAAUAUUGUUCAUAAAGAGGAAAUGUGGAAUCUUUAUUGCUGUGAAACGUGGAAAUAAAUUGUCAACGUUGCUUUACAUUU
Phyllopteryx taeniolatus (common seadragon) is the source of this 1970-nucleotide messenger RNA. RefSeq names its product zinc finger protein 271-like. Gene Ontology annotation, molecular function: DNA-binding transcription factor activity; RNA polymerase II cis-regulatory region sequence-specific DNA binding. The record is from RefSeq and is a predicted model, not a curated record. The coding region runs from base 226 to 1308 and encodes 360 amino acids. Lineage: Eukaryota; Metazoa; Chordata; Actinopteri; Syngnathiformes; Syngnathidae. Gene Ontology annotation, biological process: regulation of transcription by RNA polymerase II. The transcript has 3 exons.